GGAGAUUCUGGAAAACGUAACUUGUAAAAAAACAAAGAAAAAUAAGAAAUGGUCGUCAAAAGCAAAGGGAACUUCCAACGUGCUCUAGGCUCUGGUUUUUCAGCAAAUCCAUCUUCUUAUCCUCCUUUUUAUAUCUUCUUUCUUUCGUUUUUUCUUUCCUCACAAACUUUCCCAGAAAAUUUUUGUUCAUAGCCCAAAGCCACCCUGUUUUCCGAGAAAGAUUUAAUGAGCAGAACGGGGUUGUUUGAUCUUGAGAGGCAUUUUGCCUUCUAUGGGGCAUACCACAGCAACCCAAUCAAUGUUUUGAUACACAUAAUCUUUGUGUGGCCAAUCUUCUUCACCGCCCUGGUUCUUUUGUACUUUACGCCUGCUCUCUACACGCCCUCCCCUCAGAUUGGGCUUUUCCAAUCUGGGUUCCUGGUUUUUAAUUUUGGGUUCUUGUUGGCUCUGAUCUAUGCCUUGUUCUAUGUGGCUUUUGAUAAGAAAGCAGGGGCUUUGGCUGCUUUGUUGUGUUUUGCCUGUUGGGUUGGAGCUAGUUUCCUUGCCAGUCGCCUUGGGUUUUCUCUGGCGUGGAAGGUUGUACUAGCAGCUCAGUUGUUAUGUUGGACUGGACAGUUCAUUGGCCAUGGGGUGUUUGAGAAACGAGCACCAGCUCUUCUGGACAACCUCCUUCAAGCCUUCCUAAUGGCUCCUUUCUUUGUAUUGCUUGAGGUUCUUCUGACAUUUUGUGGAUAUGAACCGUAUUCAGGGUUCCAUGCAAGUGUGAAAGCAAAGAUAGAUGCAGAGAUAAAAGAAUGGCAGAGCAAGAAACAAAAGAAAAUUUCCUAAGCCUGAACAUUUCAUGGAAGAGCCAGAGAAUUGGUUUGUACCGAAAUGUAAUUGAAAUAAUGUAACAAAUAUGCAGCUUCCAUUUAAAUUUGUAGAUAACUUUCUGCACACUUCUUAAUAGAGCUCAGGACCUUAUUUCCCCUUGAA
Molecule: messenger RNA, 975 nt
Organism: Alnus glutinosa
Lineage: Eukaryota; Viridiplantae; Streptophyta; Magnoliopsida; Fagales; Betulaceae
Product: 2-hydroxy-palmitic acid dioxygenase mpo1
Exons: 4
Coding region: 226-828 (200 amino acids)
Biological process (GO): sphingoid catabolic process
Cellular component (GO): endoplasmic reticulum
Source: RefSeq, a predicted model, not a curated record